Messenger RNA from Agelaius phoeniceus (red-winged blackbird), 610 nucleotides. Lineage: Eukaryota; Metazoa; Chordata; Aves; Passeriformes; Icteridae. The record is from RefSeq and is a predicted model, not a curated record.
AUGGACACAUCUCCUGCCCUGUUCCUGCUGCUCACCCUGGGAUUCUGCUGCCCUGGGAUCUAUGGCCAGUCACUUCAGAUCAAGCUCAGGUCUCCCAAGGACAUCAGCCAGCUCCGGGUGGGACAGAAGCUGGAGCUGGAGUGUCACACUGACAGGAACCAUGGGGCAUCCUGGAUCCGCCAGGACAGCAGUGGGAGCCUUCACUUCAUUGUCUUCAUCAGCUCCGUGUCUCGGGCCACGUUUCAAGGGGGUCAGAGAACAUCCACUCGCUUUGAGGCGAGCAAAGACAGCUCGAUCCAUCGGCUGGCAGUGAAAUCUUUCACACCACAGGACCAGGGGAGCUAUUUCUGCGUGAUGAAUCUCAACCAAAUGCUGCACUUCAGCCCUGGCCAGCGUGCCUUCCUCCCAGACAGCAGAAUGCAGGAAGACCUGGAUUCCUCCUGUCUCACCUUCCUCUGUGUCACCUUGGCAGGCCUUUGUCUCCUGCUCCUGGCCACCACCAUCGUGCUGUAUCAACUUAAGGUCGCACCUAUGCCCUCUAGGUGCACCUGAGGCCUGAAACCACAGCCCUGUCCCUGAGAAUGUGCUGGCUGCUUUGGGAAGUGUGGGA